AUGGGUGCUGCACCCAUGGGUACCAGCCUGCCUGUGACAGGGAGCUCAGGCAGCUGGGGAUCAAGGACCCUGCCCCCCACCCCACCCCCGUCUCUGAGGGUGUGGGAGCAGUCAACACCAGAGGCAUCAGAUCACAGAUCUUCAGAAGGUUCACAGUGGCUCUACAAGAGAGGCAGUGGCAGUUUACAUCUCAAGGCAAUAGCUAUUUUCAAAACCCUCCAAGUCCACAGCACUUUCCUAUGUCUGGGUGCGCGGGACCGCCUGGGGGGACGCCUGUCUUGGGUUUGGACAGAAGCGGUCAUGUGA
Molecule: messenger RNA, 306 nt
Organism: Rangifer tarandus platyrhynchus (Svalbard reindeer)
Lineage: Eukaryota; Metazoa; Chordata; Mammalia; Artiodactyla; Cervidae
Source: the annotation of a GenBank genome assembly